AUGCCGGCGCGCUGGGCGUCGUCGCAGCGGCCGCUGCUGGUGCGCACGGUGUGGGUGGACGGCGCGCGCCACGCCAUCCUCUCCGCGGACGACCCCGCCGCCCACGGGCCGCCCGCCGCGCGCUGCUGCCGCUCCGCCCCCGGGGGCGGCGCCGCCUCCUCGCCCGCGGUGGCGGCCAGGACGGUGGCGGCGGUGGCAGCAGGGGGGCGGCGCCUGCUGCGCGUCAGCUUCCUGCUAGGGCCCGAGCCGCCACAGGGACCCGCGCCGCCCCCGCUGCACCCCCACGGCGCCCGGGGCCACCCGCGCCGGCGCUGGCCCCCGGCGUCGAGCCGCCCCCGCUGCUGCGGCCGACCCUUCGCGGCGGCGGCGGCGAUCGAGAGUCCGGGGGCGGAGCAGCUGGCCGGCCAUCUGUCGGAGCGCGUGCUGCGCUGGCUGCACCUGGCGGGCCGCGACGCCCCCGCGCCGCCCUCGCCGCCCCUGCCGCCCCAACAGCCGCCGCCGCUGCCCGCGUCGCCCCGGCCGCUGAGGACACCGCGCCGCGUGGUCCGCACAGUCAGCCUGGAGGCGUCCCCGCCGUCGCCGCCACCUCCGCCUUCGCUUCCGUCUUCGCCGCUGCCUUCGCCGCCUCCGUCCCCGGAACCGGAGCAGAAGGCGGGCCAGUGCCGCCCCCAGCUGCACGUGUUCGUGCCCACGCUACCACGGGACUGCGACACCCUCAGCUGCCACAGUGACUCCUGA
This is a messenger RNA of Schistocerca cancellata (South American locust), 738 nucleotides long. RefSeq lists its product as uncharacterized. Lineage: Eukaryota; Metazoa; Arthropoda; Insecta; Orthoptera; Acrididae. The transcript has 2 exons. The record is from RefSeq and is a predicted model, not a curated record. The coding region runs from base 1 to 738 and encodes 245 amino acids.